Molecule: messenger RNA, 3471 nt
Organism: Seminavis robusta
Lineage: Eukaryota; Bacillariophyta; Bacillariophyceae; Naviculales; Naviculaceae
Source: the annotation of a GenBank genome assembly
AAGCAAGUUCGACUUCUAGCUAGUACGGUACCAGCCAGCUAAGUUAGCUAACAAGCAAUUUGACACGAAGCAGCAACCGCAUUACCACAGCAACUACAAUUCAACGAACAACAACAGCAAGAGCAUCAGCAACAACAAGUGUCAGCCAUGUCAUCCGAAGAAGAAUCGUGGGUGACGAAAGCAGCAGCAGCCGAUGGUGGCAAGGGGCUUGCCCUGGAAGAGUACGAUCCCGAUAAUGAGGUUGACAUGCUUUUAAUCUAUAAAGCCUUGAAAGAAGAUAAUCCGCAUGCACAAAGAAGACUCAAGAAAUUCAUACGAUCCAUUCGAAGCAAGCAGCCGCAGCAUGCAAAUGCCGCUCAGGCGUGUCUACGUGUAGAAGAAUUAGUAAGAACGGAGCUCAAGGGUUGGAAGGCCAGUAAACCAGAGCUUGAUCCCUUUCAGAUCGACGAAAAAGCUGCCUUUUAUUGUUUUUGGAGGGAAGACCGAGCAACGACCGAUGGGCUGGCCUGCAUACCAGCUGUCCCCAACUCUUUAGGACUACGACCAUCGCUACUUCUCUUUGACCUAGAGAAUGAAAGGCACAAGGUCACCAGGGCUUACCAAUACAUUGAUACCUCUCAGAAAGUGGCUGCAAUCAACUUGUAUGGGACGUCUGGUGCUGGGAAGACCAGAAGCAUAUUUGAAUACCUCUCCCACAACUACGGGUUUUAUUUGAAUGCUGGGGCAGAUGCCAUCUACAACCCUGGAACCAUGGAUUUCAAAUCCUUGCUUUCCCAAUGCCUCAAAGAAAUCAAGAAGAUCGAUUCAGAUGACAACGAAACCAGAAAGGAGGAAACUGGAACCAACCUUGCGUUUGUUACAAGGGCACUAAGUGCAUUGCUAAGUGUGCGGACAGCUGUUCUCAACCACAUCAAUGCCAUUCUAAGCUCAAAGAAAAUGGAAAGCCUGACAUGCCAUGAAUGGCUGUUAGUUCAGCUUUUCCCGGAUAACUACCUGGGAAGCGACGUCUUUCAGACGGUCUAUGUCGCCCUUUUCAACAACCAAUUCAAGUACACACAGGACACCAACAAUGGAACACCAAAAAUGAGCUGUUUCUUGGAUGAAGCACAACUUCUUUUGAAGGAGCUAGUGGGUGCAUUCUAUUCCAGUAAUGGACAUGAGAAACGUUCUGCUUAUUACGCUUGUCUACAGGGCCUGAAUCUGCUUUCAUUAUCUGAUGGUAUCAUUCAUUAUCCUUGCUUCAGCGGUACUGGAAUGUCAAUCGAGGAUUUUCAUGCUGAGAUGAAAUCCUUGGUGAACAAACCAAAACUCAAGGACCAUCAUAUUUUUUUUGGGCAACUCAAGACCAUGGAAGCGGCAGAUGUAAUUGAGUACAUCAGCAAGUUUUUGGAUAUCAGUUCAUUGGGGGAUGACCUUGUUGACCAUGUAGGCAAAUGGUUGACGGGGCGACCACGGUGGGUAGCAACGUUCAUUGAGACUUAUCUUGAAAAGCCAGAAACAAAAUAUCCAAGGACAGAUGGAAGAUUCAGUAAGGAGGAACUACCUUUUAUCAAGGCGUUGAACCGAUACAUUGAGAUUUGCACGGAGAAAUCGAGCACAAAUCCAAGAUGGUCCUGGGACUUGCAGGAUAGAUCAGCCUACAGUGCGGUUCGCCAUAUGUAUGAUGAGGGAAAGGGAAACAAAAACAAGAUGGAAUGGUCAGAGGUGCACUCCACUUUUCAGAGGGCGGUGUUUGAUUUUUCAUUGGGUGGCAAGGUGCAGGUGGUGGAUGGUCAUGCAGCAAAGCUGAUUGAGCAGGGGAUUGCAGCUGUUGACAUCCCUUCGACUGAUGACUCAUCCAGCCAAUACGUGUGUGCCAAAGUCUGUGAACCCUUGAUCAUCCAGGCAAGCCUCAACCUGUUUGGACUGAAUGAAUUUGUCACUAAGAAGCUUGUAUCUACUGGAAGUGAUUCUGAGAAGGGCAAUGUUUUUGAGGAGUUCUUGCUUCCGUCUGUCCAGCAUAGGUUUUUGGAAAAUAUACAGUCUCAAUUUGGGAAAGACUUUCUGAAGGACCACAUGGUACCAGGCAGGUCUUCGUAUGGGGUUCUUGCAACGAAGUGCGACAAGCCAUCUGAUACAAUCAAGUGGACAAGGAGCAGUUUGGAAGCUCGUUUCGAAGGAGCAUUUGCCCCUUUUUGCUUUCCCGAUACGCUGUUCGGCCCGGAUUUGACAUUUUUCAUGCGGAAUAAGAAGAAUUGGGAUGGCUUUCACUUUGUGGUGGUACAGGCAAAGCUGAAGUUUGAGCUCAACGUAGCGGAUGCGCUCCGCACCCUUGUACCCGAGCUGUUUUUUCAUAAGAAUAGAGGCACCACGCCGUCUUCCAGCUUGGAACCUGAGAUUCGGCAGCGCUGGACCGAAGUUGAAAACAAUUUAUUCAAUAUGAAAGAAGAGACGCAAGUCGCCAACCAAAGGAGCACCCGAAGCACAAAGUCUCAAUCAGUCGUGGUGAAGAAGAGGCGACAGCGGCCUGUUCUUCGAGUCUUGGUCGAAUUCCCAGCUCGGAGAAAUGAAUCCGCGAACUCGGGCCCAGUUCAUCCCUCAGCCUACAAGAGUGGUCGCAAAGGGGAUGGUCUGCAUGAUCAUCUCAUGACAUUCGAUGAGGAAAAUGCACACUUGCUGUUUGGUGUUAAGGAUGUUGAUACGCUCAGGAAGAUCAAACGCCGGCGAACGGCAUGACGAUGCUCUUAGCACACAGCCCUGAGAUGGUUGCCUUUUCUCUCUCAAGGGAAUCGAACAAUCGAACCAGCCAUCUUGCUGGCUGCAUUAGAGCCUUCACGAGACUUAAUGGUACUCUUACGUUUACAUGUUGCAAAGAGGCCAGAUUCUGCCUAUUAAUAGUUUAUUGCCAAAGAUACACUAUCAGAAUAGCCUACGCUAGUGAUGUCGGCGGGCUAUCCUGGCCAGCUCCUUGACAUGCAGUGCUUGAAUACAUUCACCCAGCGUCCCAUUCUCUACUAGCUAGCUAGCUAGUGCCUAGCAUUAUGGGACCAGCCUGAUGUACGUGAGAGAUCACCAAUAGACAAGAUCCGAGGGGGCCAAGCAUAGCGCGUGAGACAAUUAAGCCGACAAAGAUGUACACACCGAUCAAAUGUGCAUCUAGAGGCAUACAUGUCGAAACUAUUAUUACCCCCUCGGGUCUCCCUGGUCCCCCUACUGUUUUUUCUAUAGUAAUUGGCAAUUUUGGGGGACCGACCUUCAAUUAGGGUUCCCCCUAAGAUUUAACAACCCGGGGACCGGGGGACCGACCUUAAUUUAAGAUUCCCCUUGGUUUCAUAAAGAUUUAAAGGAGGGAUUUUUCAAACUCUAGCCACCGCGGCGUAUGAGCGGACCCACCAUAAGAUUUAAGGGACAAGGACUUUUUUCAAACGCUAACCCUAACCCUAAACUUCCUAAUUACCAAGCAUUCGUGACCGAGCAUCUGAGUUGGAAAAC